AUGGUGGUGUUUCAGCAUUUGCAAAAUGUGAACAGAAAAGCGUACCAUGACAAUACUGGACAUGUCAAUUUUAAAGCUAUGGUAAGUUUUAGAAAUUUAAUUUUACUUUUUUUAAUUUUUUUUUAAUUUGAAGGUGUUUAACCUUGAACAUCUAAAAAUUUUUUGGUUAGGCACAAAAGUAAAGUCAUUUCUAGCAAAAACAUUAAAAUUACAGUGAAACUCCUGUAUAACGAAUUGCCUAGAGAUUUAAGUUUUGUUCGUUAUGAAGCAGUUUCGUUGUUAGUUUCAAGUGCACUGUGUAGUUUUAGCUUAGGAUUUAAAAACUAUUCGUUAUACGGAAAUUUUUGUCAUAGAGAAGCUCGUUAUACAGAAGUUACAAUAUAUUAUUUUAUCGAUUUAAUUUCAGACUUCUAUUAGAGUUCGUGGGAUUCGAAUACUGUCGAAAAUUAACAAAAUCGCUGCAUUUCGUGUUGCUGUUUCGACUAUUGGACUUUACUUUUCACUUAUCUACUUUCCAUCACGGUAAGCGAUGUUUACUACGGUUAUAAGUAUAGUUUGUUAACGUGUAAAUGAUAAAACUGAUUUUAUUUAAAGCGGGAUGACAAGGUGGCUUUGGGAGAAGAGAUUGUGUUGCUGGGUCUGAUAGUAAGAGGCGGAGAAGGCACGACCUUUAUAGAUUGUAAUGAUUUUUAUAACCUUAUAAUAUAAAAAACUUUCAUUUUGAAAGUAUAACUAGUACAAUUGAUAAAAACCGUUGUUUUAGAUGUUUAUUUGAUCACAGCCGAGUUGUGUCACAACUUCAUGAUACUUCAUUUGAGCUGGUCGAAGGUUUACUGCCAAUUUACAUUUGGAAAACGGAAAAUGUUCAAAACCUGUUUUUGUAAGUAUUUCAUGAAACUACAUUUUAUACAAUACCUUUUACGUAAAAAUGCCAAACCACCAUACUCAGUGCCUUGUGACUUUCUUUUUAAACAUUUUUAAGCUUGUAACUACAAAUAGUAAAGUUUUAAACUUGACACGUACUCAUUUUUAGUACGAGGAAGACACACUGUGUAUCAUCGCUUCAAAAUGUAUUUGGCCAAAACUUGAAAGUAGAGAAAGCAAACGGGCAUCAGUACUUUGAACAACUCGAAAAACAAUGGAACAACGUCCUAACAGACAGUUCUCGAGCACCGGCGUUGCACUCAAUGUAG
This is a messenger RNA of Bursaphelenchus okinawaensis, 1193 nucleotides long. The record is from the annotation of a GenBank genome assembly. Lineage: Eukaryota; Metazoa; Nematoda; Chromadorea; Rhabditida; Aphelenchoididae.